AGCCAGAGAUGGGUACUAAGAAGCUGUGGGUACCUAAAUAUGCACCCUUGAAGCAGCUACCGCUAGAGGAAUAUCAUGACACUGUGUUAGCUGGACACUUUGGCAGCAACAAAACCCUGACAGGCGUCGCCAAAUGCUACAACUACCCGAACAUGGCGACAGACAUCCAGGAGCAGGGCUCUCUUUUGGAAAAAAUCGUAGCAUUAAGCAGAAGGCCUCCUCCAACCACUGCCCGUUCCUGUACAGCCUUGGCAUACAGUGAGCCUGGACUUCAUUAUAGGAUACCCGCGUAUGGCAGUAGGACACGAUGCAAUCAUGGUGGUUAUCGACAAAUUCAAAAAAAUCGGCCACUUCAUCGCUACGCACGCGAACGCCACUACCAUAGAAACUGCUCGACUGUUCUUCUACCGAGUCGCUUACCUCCAUGAGAUCCCCAGGACUGAUUUCUGACAG
This is a messenger RNA of Closterium sp. NIES-67, 453 nucleotides long. The record is from the annotation of a GenBank genome assembly. Lineage: Eukaryota; Viridiplantae; Streptophyta; Zygnematophyceae; Desmidiales; Closteriaceae.